AUGCUUAGUUAGAUAUAUUUUUUAUUAUAAAACUUAAAAUCUUAAAUUUUUGAGAUUACUUUGAUUUAUUAAAUAAAAAUUAGAAGAUUGAAAUUUUAUCAUAGAAAUUAUAAAAGAAAUAAGUAAAUAAAUAAAGAUUAUAUCUAUUAGAAGGUAAAUUUUAAAAGUAUUAUUCUAAUUAAAAAUAUUUUUAAAUUGGAUUUCGAAAAGAAAAAAAAAAUUGUAUUUUUAAAAACUGAAAGGAAAAAAAAAUUAGAAAAAAAUACUAAAUUGAAAAGAAUUUAAUCCUGUAAAUAGAUGAAAUGA
Molecule: messenger RNA, 306 nt
Organism: Tetrahymena thermophila SB210
Lineage: Eukaryota; Ciliophora; Oligohymenophorea; Hymenostomatida; Tetrahymenidae
Exons: 1
Source: RefSeq, a predicted model, not a curated record